Alligator mississippiensis (American alligator) is the source of this 2755-nucleotide messenger RNA. Its product is annotated as C-type lectin domain family 1 member A-like. The transcript has 8 exons. Bases 51 to 1049 code for a protein of 332 amino acids. The record is from RefSeq and is a predicted model, not a curated record. Gene Ontology annotation, molecular function: transmembrane signaling receptor activity. Lineage: Eukaryota; Metazoa; Chordata; Crocodylia; Alligatoridae. Gene Ontology annotation, cellular component: plasma membrane.
ACUGCAGCAUUUCCUGUGUGCCGGUACGAGCUGCUCUGUGCCUUUAUGCCAUGAUGGGUGAGAAUGUGACAUACGCCGACCUGCAAUUCUCCAAGCCCGCCCUGGGACACAGUGCAACCCCCCAGGUGCAGGGGACAGCCAUGCAUGAGGUCGACAGCACCUACGAGAACCUGCAUCUGGGUGCAGUGGGCGAGGGGCCGCCCGGGCACGGGGCCCAGCAACGCGGAGGCGAGCAGGAGCCUGAAGCAGAGCUCACAGCUGGCUGGGAGCCCCGGUGGAGCGCGUGGCCCCUGCCCCUGGCCCUGCUGGCAGCCUGUCUGGCCCUGCUGGCCACCACCAUCGCCCUGGGGGUCUGCUACUGGCAGGAGAGGCAGCGCCUGCAGCAGGCAUCCCAUGCCCACGCGGCCGAGCGCGAUGGCCUGUGGCAGCAGGCGGGUGCCCAGGAGCAACGGCUGGGGCAGGCGGGUGCGGUGCUGGCGCAGGCCCAGGAGAGGCUGGCACAGACCCAAGCAGAGCUGGCACGGGAGAGGGAGAAGGGAAACCGCAGCCAGAUGGAGCUGCAGAAGACCACCACAGACCUGCAGCAGGCGCAGAAGCUGGCCUGGGACCUACAGCAGCAGCUGAACAAGACUGCAAGAGACCUGGCCACUGCAAGGUCCUGCCAAGUCACAGGCUGCUGCCCGGAGACCUGGGUGCUGCACCGCGGGAAGUGCCUGUUCCUCUCCAAGGAGAAGAAGUCCUGGGAGGACAGCAAAGAGUGGUGUGAACAGGAAUCCUCCUGGCUUCUCAUCCUACGUGGCCGGGAGUGGGACCAGACGAAGAUGCCGAGCUUCCUCACCACCACGGACACCGGGUACUGGAUUGGGCUCCGGCGUAAGGGCGCCUGGGACCAGUGGUUUUGGAUCGACGGGACUCCGCACCCAAAAGAGCAGAAAAUGCCAUGGUCUGGUUAUUAUGGAGUAAUUAAAGAGGGAAGCUUAGACAGCUCAGGCCCGUGGAAUGGGAAAUACCGCUGGAUCUGUGAGAAGCCGGCCAGCUGCCCCUGGUGAGCCGCAGAGACCGUCCCCGGGUCAUGAAGACAGGAGGCUCCCUCCUACCGCUCCAGCACGGCCGCACCUGGCGCGCUUCCCUCCGCGCUCCCUGCACGCAGCACUGCCUGCUCUCCUGGCCCUGCCCUUGCCCAGCCACCUCCUGCCUCCAGCACCUGCAUCCUGCCCGUCCCACAGCCCAGACCCACGCGGGCUUCUUCGUGCAGGUGCAGCACACUGCGGACUCCUCUUGGGUCUGGGACCUCCCUGGACACCCAGGUCCUUCUCCGUAGCACUGCCCCCAGCCGUGUCUCACCCACUCUGUGCCUGUGUCCGUGACCCUUCCUCCCGAGGGCAGCACCGUGCACUUGUCCACACUGACCUGCAUCCCAUCAGCUUCAGCCCGGCUUUCCAGUCUGUUGAGAUCUGUCUGCACUGCAGUCACGUCCUCCAGCGUGUUCACAGCCCUUCUCAGGGUUGUGUCAUCUGUCACUUGCUCCACAGGCUUUCUCUGCCAGCGUCCAGACCGUGAAUGGACAUGUUGAGUAGUCCCAGGCCGAGGACAGACCCCUGCAGGGCUCCGCUCGAUCCUUUCUGCCAUCCUGACAUGGGCACUGUCUGACUGACUGAUGCCUUUGCUGGGUCGAUGGAGCCAGUUGUCUACCUACCAUAUAGCAGCUUUGUGCAGCCCAGGCUUCUCCCAUUGGUUUAUGAAGAGUUGAUGUGGGAUCUUGUCUGAAGCCUUGCUGAAGCGCAGACACACGAAGCCCACAGCAGGCCCUUCAUCCACCCCUGCAGUUACUCUGCCGUAGCAAGAGAUCAAGGUUGUUGGAGACGAUUUGUUGGUGUCUAACCCAUGCUGGCUGCUCGGGAUCAGACUUUCCUCUUCCUCAUGCUUGCAGAUGGAUUUUCUUAUCAUCUGCUCCAGUAACUUCCUGGGGAUUGAGGCGAGGGUGAUGGGUCAAUAAUUUCUUAUGUCCUCUCUUGUCUUUUCCAGAGAGGGCUCCACGUUUCCCUUGUCCCAUCCCGUGAACCCCACUUGUGUCCCACAACUAGGUCAGUGUCAUUGCCAAGGCCCCGAGGUCCCCUUUGUCCAGCCCUUCGGUGCCCCGGGGUGUAGUCCCCAAGGCCCUGGUGACCUGAGUUCACACAGACUUGUCAGACACUGUCUAGAAAGGGCAUUGAUGGGUGAUCUCUUGUUGUGGACCAAGUCCAUGGCUGGGAGAGAGGCCAGGCAAGCUUUUGGGCCCAAAGGGCGUAUGCUGUGGGUGGGAGAUGUCUCAGCUGCAGCGUCAGCUCAACUCUGAAGACAACAGAGACCAGAUAAACUGCAAGCUCUGUGGCAUGUGGCAUGACAUAUUUUCCACUUCCUAACCAUGACCACACUCGUGUUUCUUAUUUUCAUCUGGGUGACAGCACUAUGCCCCAGCCCACUUGACUUCACGGCUCCUCGUUGUGUCCGUGACUCCUAGUAAUCUCUCUCCAUUCGACCGGUGCUAGCGACCCUCUCUCCUCGCUCACGGCCCAGAUGUCCAUCAAUCCAGCUGCCCUUUGUCCUGCCAUGCUGCUGUCUGCUGGCUGCUCCUGGUCCUGUAACUCCCAUUUCACAGCCCUGCAGACUGUUCUUAGCUCUUUCCAAGGAAGUUCUAGUUCUUUGUGCUCCAGUCUUACAUUGAAUAACCCAGCCCUGGCCUGGCUGUACAAGUAAAGCUUCUCAUUUCUUUUUA